Cuscuta europaea is the source of this 1196-nucleotide messenger RNA. The record is from the annotation of a GenBank genome assembly. NCBI's taxonomy places the organism in Eukaryota, Viridiplantae, Streptophyta, Magnoliopsida, Solanales, Convolvulaceae.
AAGUGGUGUGGAUAUUGGUGUGUAGACAGAACAAUUUGGUUUUCUUUAUCAGCUAAAAAAUGGAACUUGUAAGCCCCACUCAGGAGGAGCAGAAUUGUGGAGCUAAAAAAUGGAACUUCUACUGCACCCCAUUGCGGAGUUCGUUAUUGUGACACUGGAUACUCGUGUCAGUCUGUGGGAGAUCGUAUGGGAAGAUCAUAUUAUUAGGAAUUUAAUCAAAUGGCCAACCCUAGAAGGACGCCAUUUUCCGUCUCCGGCAACAACCACCAACUGCCAGUCUCCUCCACCCAAGCCCCGCCGGCGCUUGUGAACUCAUUCUCGUCGUUCCUGAAGAAACCGCAUGCUUUCCCUUUCUUGCUCUCUUUCUUCCUUCUCCUGACCUGGGUCUCCCUCCGAUUCCAACGCUCCUCAGAUCAUCUCCGGCCCAGGGAGUUAGGACCCGGAUCGAAGGGACACCGUCACGGAUCGUCCAGCGAAUACCGUUUCGCAAACCUCUUACGCUUCUCUGCAUCUUCUCCGCUUAUUGCCAAGGACAAGCGCGGAUGGAUGUUCAACCCCAUUUCAAUGGCCCUCGAUUCUGCUAUUCCAGGCGGAGCAACAAGUUGUGCAUCCAUUCAUGUGGGUGAGAUCAAGCCCGGUGGUUUAAGGGGGAACCAUAGGCAUCAUACGUGCAACGAGACAUUUGUCAUAUGGGGAGCUCAAACACUAUUCCGGUUAGAAAAUAAUGCAGUAGAAGGACAUUAUGCUGAGGUUAUAGUUGGUGGGGACGAGGUUGCCGUUGCGGUAAGCCCUAGUGGAACAGCUCAUGCUCUCGUUAAUGUAGACCCUUCCCGAACUACAUUCUUCAUCGGGUGCCAGGAUAGCAUUGUUAACUACACUGACUCUAGGACUGAUUUUAAUAUUUGGAAUAAUCUAUAAUCUCUUCCUUUGUAUGUCAAGUUCCCUUUAUACAUAUACGUUAUACACCGAGGUAAUAGUUUUGACCGUUUCUUCUGAUACUUGGUUUUUGAGAUAACAAACACAACCAAUGUACAUGAAGGGAGGCUUGCUGCUCCAUACAGCUCCUGUGGCUCUGGCUCAUUACCUCAUUUUUGCAUUCCACCAUCGGAAUGCGUCUUUUUGGGGUUACUUGAUGUAUGAAUGCUUUUGAUUAGUGUCUAUUUGGGUUUAUUAACUAAAAUUAGCGUUUGCUCGAA